CGUCCUUUGCGGUUUGCACACGCUUCCAUCCGCACUGCAUCCAACUCUCAGGACGAACACGCCAUGAGCUCGCGCAUCAAGGGCCUCUUCGCCAGCAAGAAAAAAAAGGACGAGCGCACCGGUAGCAGUGGCAGCACCGGCAGGUCCCACUCCAAAGAUGUCUUCACCUCUGCAACUGCCCUGGCAUCCGAUUCUUCGUUUGCCACCAACACCCAUGCAAACGGGUCCUUCAUCAGCUCGACAUCGGCCUAUGAUCUCCACCAGGGCGAUUCGUCAGUUGAUCUGACUCUGACGCCUCGCACUAGCUUGAAGCAGCAGCAGAGUCAGCUUCAGACCACAACUACGUCCAGCGCCUCAAAAAUCUCGACCUCGUCCUCGAGCACCAUGGAAACUGGGCCAAUGACUACCGGCUUUGUAGCCGAAGGUCUUGCACUGCCUCCGGAUGACAGCUCAAAGACUACAGCCAAUGAACAUUCGAGUGAACCACAAUACGAACUGCGAAAAGAGGAAGAGCAUACAGCUAGUCAGAAGCCCAGCGAAGGGGUAAUGGGCACUCCUGGGUCAGUAGAGCUCAUUGCAGAUGCACAUGAUAACUCGGUCAACAAGAGCCAUCUAUCAGUUAACGGUGGUCAUAGAAUCAAUGUAAGUUGUGAGUCAAGUUCAGCCUAAGAGAUAUACUGGGGGCAACAUGGACUCACCAGUGCUGGCACGGUUAUAG
Gamsiella multidivaricata is the source of this 718-nucleotide messenger RNA. RefSeq lists its product as uncharacterized. Lineage: Eukaryota; Fungi; Mortierellomycota; Mortierellomycetes; Mortierellales; Mortierellaceae. The coding region runs from base 64 to 669 and encodes 201 amino acids. The transcript has 4 exons. The record is from RefSeq and is a predicted model, not a curated record.